Molecule: messenger RNA, 1827 nt
Organism: Branchiostoma floridae (Florida lancelet)
Lineage: Eukaryota; Metazoa; Chordata; Leptocardii; Amphioxiformes; Branchiostomatidae
Product: nucleolar complex protein 4 homolog B-like
Exons: 16
Coding region: 41-1615 (524 amino acids)
Biological process (GO): ribosome biogenesis
Cellular component (GO): small-subunit processome; nucleolus; Noc4p-Nop14p complex
Source: RefSeq, a predicted model, not a curated record
CACAUGUGCGCACAGGUGAGAGGAGAAGAAACAGACGAACAUGUCUGCAGACGACGCGAACCCCAGAGCCAUAGCUGAGGACAUCAAGAGGAAAACUAAGGAGGUUCUACAGAGCAGAGAACAUGCCAACAACAUCACAGAUAUUCUAGAGACGGCACAGUCUGAUGAAGAUGUGGUGACGGCCGCCAGCCUCUCAGCUCUGCAGAAAAUCUUCAGCACCCUGCUGGGGAGGAAGGAGGUGUACAGGGGCAAGCUGAAGGGGUCGGAUGAAGAGCUCGCUGACCCAAAGAAGCAGUACAGCCGUUGGCUGGGACAGUGUUACAUAGACGCACUGGAGAUUCUGCUGCACAGACUGGCUCAUCAUGACAACUCAGACAUUAAGGAGUUAGCCCUACUGGCCCUGUUGAAGUUGGUAUCAGCUGAGGGGAAACACCCGACCUCCAAGUCUGGGGGAGACCAGUCCAACUUCCCUCUCAGGCUCUUCCAGCUCAUCAUUGACAAGCUCAUGUCAAGCGAGGCAGACCAGAGCACUGUGAUUGGUCGGUUCCAGGACUACUUUCAGUACGAUGACAUCAGACUGUUCACCUUCGUAUCACUCCACAAGAACCUCAGGACUGUCACCAAGGAGUUCACACGGCAACCCCCUGACACGUACCUGCAUAACGUGCACACCCUGCUGACUCAGGUACAGAUGCCGGGGGAGGGGGGUGAUCUCAGCAAUCUGUAUGUGUCACCUACAGACCCAGAAGCAGAGUGCAGACCCAAACAGCUAAAGGAGCAAAGAAGAGCAUUCACAAAUGCCUGGUUGAGUUUCUUGAAAAACAAGCUGCCCAGCAGCCUGUACAGACAGGUGCUGUUGACGUUAGACCAGGCUGUCAUCCCCCUCAUGUCCAGCCCCAAACUGCUCAUCGACUUCCUGACUCAGUCAUACAACGUUGGCGGAGCUAUCAGUCUUCUGGCACUGAACGGACUGUUUACACUCAUCUACAAGCACAACUUGGACUACCCAGACUUCUUCAGGAAGCUGUACGCCCUGUUUGAGCCGUCCGUGUUCCAUGUGAAGUACACGGCGAGAUUCUUCCACCUGGCUGAUGUGUUCCUCACAUCCACCCACAUCCCAGCCUACCUGGCAGCAGCCUUCAUCAAACGGUUAUCCAGACUGUCCCUGUCGGCUCCCGUCUCAUCUCUCCAAAUGGUCCUGGUGUUCAUCUCCAACCUCCUGAGGAGACACCCCAACUGUCAGGUCCUGGUGCACAGGAGCAGUGGGGAAGGACUUGGUUCCGACCCCUAUGACGAGAGUGAGCCUGACCCAGCCAAGUGCAAGGCCAUGGACAGUUCUCUCUGGGAGGUUAAGUCUUUCCAGCACCAUUUCCACCCUGACGUAUCCCAGGCUGCAUUGCUGCUAGGAAAGCCGCUGGCACCUCUGGAAGAAGACCUGUCUCAACACCUGGAGCUGUGCACUAGUGAGAUGUUUGAGAAGGAUCUCACCACAAAGUCUGACCAGGUCCCACUGGAGUUCCAUGUACCAAAAGGACUGUUCGGGCCUAAAGACCAGUUCCACAACAUCUGGGACACAGAGCCACCAACUAAGAAACAUAAAACUGUCACUUCUUAAAAGAUAAUGUAAAGUAGAAUCUUGUGUCUGUAAAAGAAAACUCUUUAUUCAUUGAUGAAGAUUAGACAUCUAGGUAAUAAGAUAUGCCAAAAAGCAGUUACUUAAGCAACUGGAUAUCAUAUCCAGUUGCUUGAGUAACUGCUUUUUGGCAAAACUCUUUAUUCUUUAGCCAUCCUUUUGUAAUGUAACUUCAAUAAAUAUUAUAAAGGAUA